CCACUGGGGGGGCCCCGGCGCCCCCGGACCGAGGGGCCCGGAAGUACUCGGCUCAGGGGCCAGGAGGGGCCGGAGUGACUCCGGACUGAGAGGCCUAGGCGCCCAGGACCCCGUCGAGGGGUCCGGGGAGCCUGGGGUAUCCCCAAAGGCGGGGUCCGGGGAGCACCGGGCCCUUGGAUGAGGAGCUGGUUGGAGGCCUGGGUCCUGCCCAGUGGGAGGGGGACGAUAGGUGCUGGAAGCCCGGAUGCCCGCUUGGGAGGAGACCCUCUCGGAGCCUUGGCGGGAGAGCAAGAGUACAGAGUGGGUUCUUCUGAGGAGAUCAGAGUCCAGCUUAUCCCGAGGGGCGCGGUAGAGGCCUCGGCCACUCAGAACAAGGGAAAAAAGGGCAGGUUUUUUUCCAAAAGCAGGGAAGGAAGAGGAGCUCCAAGGGGAAGUGAGCAGGCCCAGGUCUCCCCACAGAUGAGCGCGUGGUAGGAAGACUCCUAGAGCCUCCUGAAGUACGAAAGAGCAGCGUCCAAACCUGAGGAGAUGGAAGGUGUCUAGGUGCCUCUUGAUGUCUAGGUGGAGAACAAAGUAACCUGCGCGGUCAGGGGAUGGAGAAACCUAUCUUUUUGAGAGAAGUAGAGAUCGUUGAGGAAAGAUGCUUAGGGUGUUCCCGCUUUCUGAAAUGACAAAGGAAUUGGCCAGGUGUUAUCUAAUUGAGGGGCAGGAGAGAUGAAGGCAAAAUCUCAACCCGAGGGUCUUUGGAGGAUGAUCCACCAGACAAGGGGGUGAAGCCUUGACCUAGACAGCAGAGCAGGCGCAGCCCUGGAUUCUCUCAAGAUGAGAGAAAUCUCAAAACCACUUCCUAGUAGACACAGAUGGGGCCUUGAUUGAUGUCUGUUUAGGCGAAUCAAGACGGGUUUUAGGAAAAGAGACUCAGACAUAAUUCUAGUCUUGAGGGAUUAUCUUCUUCCUCCUUGCCUCUGUUAAUAGUUACCAAAGUGCAUUUGGGGACCCUUUUUAUUUAUUUAUUUAUUUAUUUGUUCUUUGAGACGGAGUCUCUGUCGCCCAGGCUGGAGUGCAGUGGUGCGAUCUCGGCUCACUGCAACUUCCGCCUCCCGGGUUCAGACGAUUCUCCUGCCUCAGCCUCCCGAGUAGCUGGGACUACAGGCACGUGCCACCACACCAGCCAAUUUUUUUGUUGUUGUUGUUUGAGACGGAGUUUCACUCUUGUUGCCCAGACUGGAGUGCAAUGGCGCGACCUCAGCUCACCGCAACCUCCGCCUCUCGGGUUCAAGCGAUUCUCCUGCCUCACCCUCCCGAGUAGCUGGGGCUACAGGCGCCCGCGACCACGCCCAGCUAAUUUUUGUAUUUAUAGUAGAGACGGGGUUUCACCAUGUUGGCCAGGCUGGUCUCGAGCUCCCAACCUCAGGUGAUCCGCAUCCUCAGCCUCCCAGAGUACUGGGAUUACAGGCGUGAAUCACUGCGCCUGGCCCAACCAGGCUAAUUUUUUUGUGUUUUAAGUAGAGACGGGGUUUCACCGUGUUAGCCAGGAUGGUCUCGAUCUCCUGACCUCGUGAUUUGCCCGCGUUGGCCUCGUAAAGUGCUGGUAUUACAGGCGUGAGCCACUGCGCCCGGCCGGGGAAACUUCUUAUUCAAUGGUUGCACCGUCUCCUAAUUUGAGAGCCUUAUAUCAAGGAUGUAUAUUUAAUAACUUAAAUGAUUUUUUUUUUUUUUUUGGUUCCUAUUUACUUCAGCAAAUACAUUUAAUAGGUAGCUUCUACUCAGCUUCAUUGGGUUUAUUGUGGGGGCAGUAUUUUGGUCUUGCCCUAAGCCAAAGUCCACCGGACUGUAGCGGGAUGACUCCAAAUAACUCUUAUCCCAUCGCUCCCUCAAACAUCUACAUAGUAGUCUCCAGUCUGUGACUUAGAAUUUCACCUCCUCUGUAUACUUCUCUCAGUGUUUCUGCGUAAUUUACUUGUUGACCUCAUUACAUCUUGUAGCACUCUGGAUCACCCACUGAAUGCAUGAGAAGAAAUAAAGGGGAUAUCAAGGAGUUUUGGCUUCAAGUAUUAUAGGUUGAGUAUCCCUAAUCUGAAAAUCUGAAACCCCAGAUCUCCAAAAUCUGAAAAUUUUUGAGCCAACAUGAUGGCCCGUCCCAGCUAUCUGACUUCAUGUGAAAGAUGGCUAAUGCAGAAGUGAGUGUCCCAGUGGGGGAUGUGGUUGUGGUACCCACUGAAGGAAAUGAAGGGGAGAAUCCUGAAGACACUAAAACCCAAGUGAUUUUGCAGUUACAGCCUGUGCAACAAGGGAUUUAUGAAGCUGGGUCGGAGAGCAACACAGCAGUUGUAGCAGUAGAAACUCACACGAUACACAAAAUUGAAGAAGGGAUUGAUACAGGCACUAUAGAAGCAAAUGAGGAUAUGGAAAUUGCUUACCCCAUAACUUGUGGGGAGAGCAAAGCUAUCCUCCUUUGGAAGAAGUUUGUAUGUCCGGGAAUAAACGUGAAGUGUGUCAAGUUCAAUGAUCAAUUGAUCAGCCCCAAGCACUUUGUUCAUCUGGCUGGCAAGUCCACUCUGAAGGAUUGGAAGAGAGCUAUUCGUCUAGGUGGGAUCAUGCUCAGGAAAAUGAUGGACUCCGGACAGAUUGAUUUUUACCAACAUGACAAAGUUUGCUCCAAUACCUGCAGAAGCACCAAAUUUGAUCUUCUGAUCAGCAGUGCAAGAGCUCCAGUGCCAGGACAGCAGACAAGUGUGGUGCAGACACCCACUUCGGCUGAUGGUAGCAUCACGCAGAUUGCCAUCUCAGAAGAGAGCAUGGAAGAGGCAGGGCUGGAAUGGAACUCAGCUCUCACCGCUGCUGUCACCAUGGCCACGGAGGAGGGUGUAAAGAAAGACUCAGAGGAAAUUUCAGAGGACACUUUGAUGUUCUGGAAAGGAAUAGCUGAUGUAGGGCUGAUGGAAGAGGUUGUCUGCAAUAUACAGAAGGAAAUAGAGGAGCUGCUCAGGGGAGUUCAGCAGCGGCUCAUCCAGGCUCCCUUCCAAGUCACAGAUGCUGCUGUUCUCAACAAUGUAGCACACACAUUUGGCCUAAUGGACACAGUCAAGAAGGUUUUAGAUAACAGAAGGAACCAAGUAGAGCAGGGAGAAGAACAGUUUCUCUAUACUCUGACAGACUUGGAACGCCAGUUGGAGGAGCAGAAGAAGCAAGCCCAGGAUCACAGGCUGAAAUCUCAGACAGUUCAAAAUGUGGUACUGAUGCCUGUGAGCACUCCUAAGCCUCCAAAAAGGCCCCGGCUCCAGCGGCCAGCCUCCACCACUGUCUUGAGCCCUUCUCCUCCUGUCCAGCAGCCUCAGUUCACAGUCAUCUCACCCAUCACCAUCACCCCAGUGGGUCAGUCAUUUUCCAUGGGCAAUAUUCCAGUGGCCACCCUCAGCCAGGGCUCCAGUCCUGUGACUGUCCACACACUGCCUUCUGGCCCUCAGCUCUUCCGCUAUGCCACAGUGGUCUCCUCUGCCAAGAGCAGCUCACCAGACACAGUGACCAUCCACCCUUCAUCUAGCUUGGCUCUGCUGAGCUCUACUGCCAUGCAGGAUGGGAGUACACUGGGCAACAUGACCACCAUGGUUAGCCCUGUGGAAUUGGUGGCCAUGGAGUCCGGCCUAACCUCGGCAAUUCAGGCUGUUGAAAGCACCUCAGAGGAUGGGCAGACCAUCAUUGAGAUUGAUCCAGCCCCAGACCCAGAAGCUGAAGAUACUGAGGGCAAAGCAGUCAUCUUGGAGACAGAGCUGAGGACUGAGGAGAAAGUUGUGGCUGAGAUGGAAGAACACCAGCAUCAAGUUCACAAUGUGGAGAUUGUGGUCUUAGAGGAUUAACUGGGGAUCUCAGGGCCAGGAGUUAUGUUUUGAUUUGGAAUUUUAAUUAUUUGUUUAUUUUUAUCAUUGUCCCACUCAUUUCCACAUAGGACCCUUUUUUUUAAAAAAAACAAAAUCUUAUUGUUGUAACUGAAAAUGUUGGGUUCUUCCCACUCCCUCAUUGAAAAAUGGACAAAACAAGCUGCCCUUCCAGAAGUUGAGAGUAGGUCAUUCAAUGUCCUAAUCAUCUUACACCAAGAAAGUAAUUUCUUUUAGGGGAAUUGUCAAGAUAACGAGUAACCCUGUCCAGAAAGCCAUUUCCAGGCUCGUCUGUGUGUGUAGGCAUGUGGUUUUAUUCUUGUAAAGAUGCAUUGACCAAACUCUGGAACACAGAUCUGACACUGGAAGGCAACCCAAUCGCAUGUGGAUGCUGAAGGGCACUUUAUUUUAUAUCCUGAAAAGGGCCUACAGAGGCCAGUACAAAACUCUCAAACAAAA
This is a messenger RNA of Pongo pygmaeus (Bornean orangutan), 4334 nucleotides long. RefSeq names its product glucocorticoid modulatory element binding protein 1 (gene GMEB1). The record is from RefSeq and is a predicted model, not a curated record. Gene Ontology annotation, cellular component: nucleus. The transcript is spliced from 11 exons. The coding region runs from base 2166 to 3857 and encodes 563 amino acids. Lineage: Eukaryota; Metazoa; Chordata; Mammalia; Primates; Hominidae. Gene Ontology annotation, biological process: regulation of transcription by RNA polymerase II. Gene Ontology annotation, molecular function: RNA polymerase II cis-regulatory region sequence-specific DNA binding.